AUGGGACUGGCGUUGUGGCAAUACAUCGUUAUCAUUAUUUCAUCAGAGAUUGUAUUGGUGGCUCUGAUCCUCAUAGCUGUGUGGCAGUACUGCAAGUGGUCAGUACGAAAUGGACACAGACAGAAGGCGGAUGAGAAACCCCCUUUGGUUCCCAUGUCGGACGAAGAAAUGCUGGACGAUCUCUUCUCAAACAAGGCUGUAGUAGAAUAUGGUCAGCCACCCUCAAAUCCGGGCUCGUUCCGCAUCGAUGAUUUCCCCAGACCUAUACGUAAACCAUUAAUGGUCAAACACCUGCCGGCGGUCAGCGAGAACACUGCCGCUAUAGAGAUGAAUACUCUGCCUCCAGCAUACGCCAGUCGAGAAGUGUCCUACGUAUCACUUAACUCGAAAGGUCGUACAUCAUCAACAGAGUCCGUUGCAGGUGAAUCGUCUGAUUGGCUUGAUACACAAAUUCCAGUUCGCGUAUCAGUGACUCCGGUAGACUCGGAUGAAGAUAAGACGGUUCCAAAUGCACGCCCACAGAUGAGAAAGGAAUCGCCACUACCAGAAGUGGAAUCGACCGCAGAUACUACUAGCAACCGAACAACGGACAAAGACAACAUUGACAAAGUGAGCGGACGUGUAAGGUUUGAGACAUUAUGGCUGCCAGGCAAAAGCCGAAAGAACAAAGUAGCCGAUAACUAG
Messenger RNA from Ylistrum balloti, 684 nucleotides. RefSeq lists its product as uncharacterized. The record is from RefSeq and is a predicted model, not a curated record. NCBI's taxonomy places the organism in Eukaryota, Metazoa, Mollusca, Bivalvia, Pectinida, Pectinidae. The transcript is spliced from 3 exons. Bases 1 to 684 code for a protein of 227 amino acids.